AUGGGAGACGAGGGAAAGAGUUCAGGAACAGAUUCAUUUACCAGUGCAAUGGCACUAAACCAAACAGGGUUAGCCCAAGUCCCUCCCCGUUUUGUUCUGCCUUCCUCCGAACGACCAGGCCGCAGCCUCCUCUUGAACCCCUCCACCACCACCACCCCCACCCCCACCCCCUUACCCGUUAUAGACAUUUCCUCCCUCCACAACCCUUCACUUAGGCCGAGGAUCAUCCACGAAAUCCGUGUGGCCUGCGAGGAUCUUGGUUUCUUCCAGGUGAUUAACCAUGGGAUUCCCUCGACGUAUGGUAACGAUGCCAUAGACGCUGCAACAGAGUUCUUUAACUUGCCUAGUGAGGAGAAGAUGCAUUUCGCAUCUACUGAUGUUCAUAAGCCCGUAAGGUACGGCACGAGUCUGAAUCACGUUGAAGACAAAGUCCACUUUUGGAGAGACUUCAUCAAGCAUUACUGUUAUCCCAUCUCCACCUGGAUCCAUCUGUGGCCUUCAAACCCCUCAAGCUACAAGGAGAAAAUGGGAAACUAUGCGAAGGCCGUGCAAGCAUUACAAGAGCAACUAAUGGAAGCAGUUCUUCAGAGCUUAGGGCUAAAAGCAGAUUACCUACACGAAGACUUCGAAAAAGGCACGCAAGUUAUGGUUGUGAACUGCUACCCGGCUUGUCCCGAACCAGACCUAGCCCUGGGAAUGCCGCCUCACUCGGACUACGGGUCCCUCACGAUUUUAAUCCAAAGCCAACCAGGGUUCGAAAUCAUGGACAAGAACAACAAUUGGCGCCCGGUUCCGGUCAUUGAAGGGGCAGCAGCACUACUAGUGCAGGUGGGAGAUCAAAUGGAAGUGAUUAGCAAUGGAAGGUACAAGAGUGUUCUGCACAGAGCAACUUUGAACAAGGAGAGGACACGGAUUUCGAUCGCCAGCCUCCACAGCCUGGCUUUAGAGAAGAAAGUGGGACCGGCACCCGAGCUGAUAGAUGAUGAACACCCAUUGGCCUACAACGAAGGGAGCUUCGAAAGUUUUCUUGACCAUAUUUCUGGUAAUGAUGCUAGGAAGAAGGUUAGGUAUAUUGACAUGUUGAAGAGGCCACAAACCAUGAAAGCCAAUUGCAUGAAAUAA
Rhododendron vialii is the source of this 1122-nucleotide messenger RNA. Its product is annotated as flavanone 3-dioxygenase 3-like. The transcript has 3 exons. Lineage: Eukaryota; Viridiplantae; Streptophyta; Magnoliopsida; Ericales; Ericaceae. Bases 1 to 1122 code for a protein of 373 amino acids. The record is from RefSeq and is a predicted model, not a curated record.